CCUCCUCUUCUUAUCCACGCGGCUGUGGUGCGGGGCCGGCUCCUAUAUCUCAGCUGGCCUCCCUCCCGGCCGCCAAUGCCACCGUCGCCUUCGCCCAUUUCUCUCCAUCCAUUGGCGCACACACGCUUGGAUUGAGGAGUAAAUCAAAGAGGAGGGGCCGCGGGAUGGAGAAGGAGAUCACGAGAGUGGCCGUUGUGGGCGCCGGGGUGAGCGGGCUGGCGGCGGCGCACGAGCUGUGCAGGGCCGGCGGCAACGGGGUGCGCGUCACGGUGUACGAGGCGGAGGAGCGGCUCGGCGGCCACGCCCGCACCGCCGACGUCGACGGCGUCCAACUCGACCUCGGCUUCAUGGUCUUCAACCGGGUGACAUACCCAAACAUGCUAGAAUGGUUUGAAGGGCUCGGCGUGGAGAUGGAGACAUCGGACAUGUCCCUAUCGGUGAGCACACAGCUCUCUGGUGGCGGCAGGUGUGAGUGGGGCAGCCGGAAUGGCCUCUCUGGCCUCCUGGCACAGAAGAGCAACGCUCUCCGCCCUGGAUUCUGGCACAUGAUACGUGAGAUACUCAAGUUCAAGGAGGAUGUACUCAGCUACCUCAGUAACCAUGAGAACAACCCUGACCUGGACCGGAACGAGACCCUGGGGGAAUUCAUCAAGAUGCAUGGAUACUCCCAGCUCUUCCAAGAGGCUUACCUGAUCCCAAUAUGUGCGUGCAUAUGGUCAUGCCCGUCGCAGGGAGUCCUGGGCUUCUCUGCUUUCUUUGUGCUCUCGUUCUGUCGCAACCAUCACCUUCUUCAGAUCUUCGGUCGCCCCCAGUGGCUCACCAUAAAGGGCCGUUCUCAUUCGUAUGUAAAUAAGGUAAGGGAAGAACUGGAAAGCAUGGGCUGUAGGAUUAAGACUAACUGCCAAGUCAAAUCUGUUUCAAGUUUUGAAGGAGGUCAUAGAGUCUUGGAGGUGGAUGGCUCAGAGGAGGUGUACGACAAGAUCAUAUUCGGUGCACAUGCACCUGAUGCUCUAAGAAUGCUACGAGAUGAAGCAACACACGAGGAAUUGAGAAUUCUAGGUGCUUUCCAGUAUGUCUACAGCGAUAUAUACCUCCAUCGCGACAAAAGUUUGAUGCCACGUAACUCAUCGGCAUGGAGCGCCUGGAACUUUCUGGGGACGACUAGCAGUGGCGUCUCUGUUACCUAUUGGCUAAAUUUGCUUCAGAACAUCGAAUCUAAGGGCAGGCCUUUCCUGGUGACAUUAAAUCCACCUCAUGUCCCGGAUCACGUCCUGCUCAAAUGGAACACUAGCCAUCCUGUUCCCUCCGUUGCUGCUGCGAAGGCCUCUCUGGAGCUUAAUCAAAUCCAGGGAAAAAGAGGAAUAUGGUUCUGCGGGGCAUAUCAAGGCUAUGGCUUCCAUGAAGACGGUUCUAAGGCUGGGAAAUCUGCAGCUCAAGGUUUGCUCGGUAAGAAGAUUGACCUUCUUCUGAACCCAAAACAGAUGGUUCCAUCAUGGACCGAAGCUGGGGCUCGUCUUUUAGUAACAAGAUUUCUCAACCAAUACAUAACCAUCGGCAACCUGACCAUUCUUGAACAAGGUGGCACUAUGUUCAGUUUCGGUGAAGUAGACAAAAAGUGCCUUGUCAAAUCUGUCUUGCGAGUUCAUGACCCUCUCUUCUACUGGAAGGUCGCAACUGAAGCAGACCUUGGCUUGGCAGAUGCAUAUGUUAACGGGUAUUUCUCUUUUGUUGAUAAGAGAGAAGGGCUUCUGAAUCUUUUCCUGAUUCUCAUUGCUAACAGAGAUACACAGAAGAGCAGUAGCAGCGCAGCCAGUAAAAGGGGUUGGUGGACGCCCUUGCUUUUAACAGCUGGGAUUGCAUCUGCUAAAUAUUUCCUGCGCCACGUCUCGAGGAAGAAUACUGUCACACAAACUCGCCAAAACAUAUCUCAGCACUAUGAUCUGAGUAACGAUUUCUUCUCGCUUUUUCUGGAUCCAUCAAUGACUUACUCUUGUGCCAUCUUCAAGGUGGAGGAUGAAAGCUUAGAAGUAGCCCAGCUACGUAAAGUUAACCUCCUAAUAGACAAGGCUAAGGUGGAGCGGGAUCAUCAUGUUCUUGAGAUUGGUAGUGGUUGGGGCUGCUUAGCAAUGCAAGUGGUGAAGCAAACUGGCUGCAAAUACACAGGGAUUACAUUGUCUGAGGAGCAACUUAAAUACGCACAAAUGAAAGUGAAGGAAGCUGGUUUAGAGGACCGCAUAACUUUCCUGCUUUGUGACUACCGUCAAAUACCAAUUCUCCGUAAGUAUGACAGGAUCAUAUCUUGCGAGAUGAUUGAAGGGGUUGGCCAUGAAUUCAUGGACGAUUUCUUCGGCUGCUGCGAGUCUCUCUUGGCUCAAGAUGGCUUACUUGUCCUACAGUUCAUAUCGAUUCCAGAAGAACGAUAUGAGGAAUACAGGAGAAGUUCAGACUUUAUAAAAGAAUACAUCUUUCCAGGGGGGUGCUUGCCUUCCUUGGCCCGGAUCACAUCUGCCAUGUCCGCUGCAUCCAGACUCUGCAUCGAGCAGGUUGAGAACAUCGGAUACCAUUACUAUCCGACACUGGUACGCUGGAGGGAUAACUUCUUUGCCAACAAAUAUGCGAUUUCAGCCCUUGGAUUCGACGACAAGUUCAUCCGCAUAUGGGAGUACUAUUUCAUGUAUUGUGCUGCUGGUUUCAAGUCACGGACGCUUGGGAACUAUCAGAUUGUGUUUUCUAGACCAGGCAACGACAAGCUGGCCUACGCCGAUAAUCCCUACGCAAGCCUUCCGGCAGCAUAGCUUCAACAACACAACGACCAUUCACAUACGUAUAUAUAUGCGUAUACAUAGGUUGCAUUUAAUUCAUCAAUAUUAAGGUUCAGAAAUUGUUGUAAUUCUAUAGAGGGAGUAUGGAACUGCACAUGGAUUUAUUCAUUGAUUCGAUUGAGCACAUGUAUGGCCUGCCUCGUCGAUGAACAUUCGACCUGAAACUUUAUCGACGUCAAGGUUUUGUAAGUUGGAUACCUUUGAUUUUCAGAAAGAAAAAAGUGCUUGUGCAAUUUUUAGCCCA
This is a messenger RNA of Brachypodium distachyon (stiff brome), 3066 nucleotides long. RefSeq lists its product as uncharacterized. Gene Ontology annotation, molecular function: oxidoreductase activity; methyltransferase activity. Lineage: Eukaryota; Viridiplantae; Streptophyta; Magnoliopsida; Poales; Poaceae. The transcript has 21 exons. The record is from RefSeq and is a predicted model, not a curated record. Bases 165 to 2795 code for a protein of 876 amino acids.